UCGGUUCGCGUUUUCAUUAGUGUUUACUUGCAAAAAGGUUUCAUCCGUUUCGACGUGCUGGUGCGCCGGUAAUUUUUGUUUUAAGUAGAACAGUGCUAUCAUGAAGAUCGACAUCCAUCCUCUGACGGAUGAUCCAACGCUGGCGUGGAAAGACAUUUCCAAAUCCCAGCGAGUAAUAAAAAUCAACACCAAGCCACCCGGCUCGGAUGUUCCGAACAACAAGGUGCGGGUGGUUUGCAUGUCCGAUACGCACUCCCUUACGCAUCAUAUAAAAUUUGACAUCCCUGAUGGAGACAUCUUUAUCCACGCGGGAGACUUUACCCGUUGUGGCAAGCUGGACGAAGUCGUUGACUUCAACAAUUGGUUGGAGAAAUUGCCGCACAAGCAUAAGCUGGUCAUUGCAGGUAAUCACGAGCUCAGCUUCGAUCAUACGUUUACGCACCCAUUCCAGAAUGCGAGUGCUUGUUGUAAAAAGACCGGCAGUACAUUGCUAGACGAAAUUCCAACGCUAGGCAACUCCAAAGAAAGCCUGGCGGAAGCGGUAAAAACGGAAAACAUUCGACAAUAUCUUAGUAAUUGUGUGUACCUGCAGGACGAGUGUAUCGAAUUGUAUGGUUUGAAAAUAUACGGCACUCCGUGGCAGCCUGAAUUCUGCAAGUGGGCAUUCAACCUAAAACGAGGCCAAGAUUGUCUGGAUAAGUGGGAGAAGAUUCCGGAGAACCUGGAUAUUCUAAUCACCCAUACGCCUCCCGUUGGUCAUGGCGAUUUGUGCUGUUCCGGAGUUCGUGCGGGAUGUGUGGAACUACUAACGACCGUGCAACAGCGAGUCAAACCGAAGUACCAUGUGUUUGGCCACGUACACGAAGGCUACGGCAUCACAUCGGACGGUAAGGUCAUUUUUAUCAAUGCCUCUACUUGUGACAUCAACUAUCUACCAAACAACCACCCGAUCGUGUUUGAUGUUACGCUUCCGAAAGGGCGAACUAAAGAUGAGGCGUAAGAGGGACAUAGUGUGGUAAAAUUUAUGAUAGCUUAGUUGAUAACGCUUAGGACCUAGAAGAUAAUGAUUUACAGUGCAUAGAUGCCAUGACACAUUGCGGAAAAGUGGCGUAGAUGUAGCUUACACGUUACGGUUACACGAAACUAUAAUGUUCCAGUGACAUCAAACUUAUUAAUAGGGCUUAGGCUACAAUUGAACAGUUCAUUCAUAAAAUCACAACACGACAAAAUCAUACGACUGGGAGAUCAAAACGGACAUACCGGUAUACUUUUGAGCUGAGUUUUUUUUUUAAUUAGCCUACUAAGCUUUUUCAAUACAAUCAAUGUUCAUUUGCUGGAUGAAGUCAACAACUUUGUUCCGGAAAUGUUUAGAAAAACAGCAGAACGGGUUGUACCAUUACAUAAGAAUUAAUGGAGUGAAUCAAACUUGAAACGUAUUUUUCUCGGCUUGCUGAAUUGUGCUAUGGGACGGGCUAGCCAUGAGCGACAUAGUACUUCCUGUAAAUUUUUUGUGACGUUCUUCAGUUGUGACAUUUAGAGAAAGUUGUUGGAAUGUUGGGAAAUCGCUAAGGUGAAUAUUUUGUUUCUGGAGUAAUAAUUUUUGUAUACUAUUUGAAGAGUUGGAAUAAGCGUUUCUGGACAAUGGAUAUAUAUUUUUUUCGGAUUGGUAUGAUUGUGAAGAAUCCUUAGGAGUGCUGGAACUCCAAAAAUAAUUGUUGUUAUAGUUUUCCUAAACACGCGUGGGGAAAUUUUUUCAACUAGUUCACAUUCUGUCUGACACG
Molecule: messenger RNA, 1781 nt
Organism: Ochlerotatus camptorhynchus
Lineage: Eukaryota; Metazoa; Arthropoda; Insecta; Diptera; Culicidae
Product: UPF0046 protein C25E10.12
Exons: 2
Coding region: 101-1000 (299 amino acids)
Molecular function (GO): hydrolase activity
Source: RefSeq, a predicted model, not a curated record